CAACAUCAAUAAGUCGAUGGCUGCACAGCUGCGGUUCAAGCUAUGAAAACAACCAUCAUAUGAUCAUAUCAGCUUCCAUUUGUUGCGUGAACGAUAACUUCCAGGUACUGAAAGGAUGGCGGGAAAUGAUGAUUUGAACAGCGGAGACAGCGAAGGAGACAACUUUAGGCUACACUUGGUGACGUGGAAUGUGGCCACAGCUGAUCCUCCUGCUGACAUGAGCUCACUUCUCCAUUUGGAGUCUCCAAAGCUUCCAGACAUCUAUGUCUUUGGUCUGCAGGAGGUGUACUCUGGACCUGUGAGAUUCCUGUCAGAUGUUGUGUUUGAUGACCCCUGGAGCCAUUUUCUUAUGACCACCUUAGCGCCAUUGAAUUAUGUUAAGGUGUCCUCUAUCAGAAUGCAGGGUCUCCUGUUGCUCUUCUUCACCAAACUGGAGCACCUCCCGUUCAUCCGGGACAUCCAGUCCACAUACACACGCACUGGCGUCUUUGGCUAUUGGGGUAACAAAGGAGGUGUAUCCAUUCGUCUGUCUUUCUACGGCCACAUGCUCUGUUUCCUCAACUGUCACUUGGCCGCUCACAUGAAUAAUGUCACCGAGCGAGUGGUUGAGUUUGAGUCUAUCACCGCUCAGCAGAUUUUCAACUGUGAUAAGGCUCAGAGAAUUCUUGACCACAGGUUGGUAUUCUGGUUUGGAGAUCUCAACUUUCGAAUUGAGGACCACGGCAUGCACUUUGUCCGAACGUGCAUCAACAAUAAAAACUACAGCUUGCUGUGGAGCAAAGACCAGCUGAUCAUGAUGAAGAAAAAGGAGAAGCUGCUCCAAGAGUUUGAGGAAGGCCCUCUAGACUUCCAACCCACGUACAAAUUUGACCUAAACACCGACACAUAUGACAGCAGGCUCUACCGGACAUGGUUUGCCUUUACCAGUAAAAAGCGCAAACCGGCCUGGACGGACCGAAUUCUGUGGCGCCUCAGACCCAAAGCACUGCCUUCUGACAAGCAAGACGAAUGCGGCGACAUACCAGACACGGAUCAUGUCAAGGAGCUAGAAGAACCCGAAGAAAAGCUUUUAGAGCUCGACCAGGACUUGUACACCAGCCACAUGGAGUACAGCAUCAGCGACCACAAACCCGUCACUGGUAUCUUUACACUGAAGCUGAAGAAGAUGUACACGACUCCUGCGGUGCAUCUGCUGCCUGAGGGCGAAUGGAGUGCUGACAUUGACGCCAUGCUUCUCUACAGGCCGCUGCAGUCAUUCCCUUCCAGUUCGUGGGACUGGAUUGGACUUUAUAAGGUUGGAUUCACCAGCGUGUCAGACUACAUCACAUACACGUGGGUCAAAGAUGACGAAGUGGCCAUCGAUGAAGAAGUCACCAAGGUGUACAUGAGUAAAGAGGAGAUCCCAGUUCGGGGAGGAGAGUGUGUGCUGGGCUACUACUGUAACACUUGGCAGUGCAUUAUUGGAAUCAGCCAACCAUUCAAGGUCCAUGCAUCCAAGGUGGCAAUUGAAGAGGGUUUGCAUCAAACUGGAGCAACGGACAAGAUUCAGGACUGAAGCAUCCACUGACAGAUUGACACCUGGUUUUCCACAACCAGCGCUUGUACUAUGUUGCCUUUUCAUCAUACCUUUGCUGAAAGCUUGCAGUGUGUUCGAGGCAGCACCCUCGUGCUUUGAGAGGCUAGGAAUCUACUUCAGCAUGUUGCUUGAUGAGGUCAGUUCUAGAAUGCUGGAGUCGAUGAUAAGACGGCAGAUUUUAUGAAUGAUAACGGCACAUUCACCUUCAUUUUCAUUUUGAAAAAUCCCUUUUUCUUGUCACAGUAUCGUCACAAACAUCCUGCAGUAUUAGCACCUUAAGUGUCCAUGAUGUACUGUAUUGCCAAUGCUGUAAUCUUCUUUUAACCCUUUUUAUGCAUUUUAAUUGUUUAGCGAGUGUAGAAUAUGUAAACCCAGUGUUGUGGAUGAACUGCUGUUGUUGUUUUUUCUUUUCCUCUCAGCCAAUCUAAUUCAUUGAAAAUUCCAUCUGUUCCUGGCGGACUUGAAAACACGUUUAUGUUUGACCAAUUCUCAAACAACUUCAGCUCUUUUUUUUUUUAGCUUGCUGUCUUGGCAGGUUAAAUAAAAUAGCACCUAAAAGUCA
Molecule: messenger RNA, 2138 nt
Organism: Doryrhamphus excisus (bluestripe pipefish)
Lineage: Eukaryota; Metazoa; Chordata; Actinopteri; Syngnathiformes; Syngnathidae
Gene: inpp5ka
Product: inositol polyphosphate-5-phosphatase Ka
Biological process (GO): negative regulation of peptidyl-serine phosphorylation; negative regulation of glycogen biosynthetic process; phosphatidylinositol dephosphorylation
Cellular component (GO): cytoplasm; plasma membrane; ruffle
Molecular function (GO): phosphatidylinositol-3,4,5-trisphosphate 5-phosphatase activity; inositol bisphosphate phosphatase activity; phosphatidylinositol-4,5-bisphosphate 5-phosphatase activity
Source: RefSeq, a predicted model, not a curated record